Molecule: messenger RNA, 354 nt
Organism: Penicillium taxi
Lineage: Eukaryota; Fungi; Ascomycota; Eurotiomycetes; Eurotiales; Aspergillaceae
Exons: 1
Coding region: 1-354 (117 amino acids)
Source: RefSeq, a predicted model, not a curated record
AUGAAUGAGGUUCCACCGGAUGUUUACCAGAGUCUAGAGCAAACCUCUCUCGACUCAUCGGAGAAGAGAAGAUUAUCACACCUCAAAUUCCAGAUCAACAGCCCAAGUCAAGUACUCAUGAACGUGCAACCGACCAGUGCCAAGCCCAUCACAGGCACUUCUUUGCACUUUAUGCUUCUUAAAUCGUUAUCGCAAGUUCUGUUAUUUGACGCAUAUAUCGGCUACAGCACCUACGCGAUCCAGGCCUUGAGGAAUCUCAAUGCUGGAAUCAACAGUGGUUGUCAAACACCCAAGGUUGAUUUGAGCAACGCGUAUUCUGGAGCUAGAGGAACUCUCGAAAAUUGGGAGCAAUAA